Molecule: messenger RNA, 3637 nt
Organism: Ictidomys tridecemlineatus (thirteen-lined ground squirrel)
Lineage: Eukaryota; Metazoa; Chordata; Mammalia; Rodentia; Sciuridae
Gene: Tnfaip1
Product: TNF alpha induced protein 1
Biological process (GO): protein ubiquitination; protein homooligomerization; proteasome-mediated ubiquitin-dependent protein catabolic process
Cellular component (GO): Cul3-RING ubiquitin ligase complex
Molecular function (GO): ubiquitin-protein transferase activity; protein binding
Source: RefSeq, a predicted model, not a curated record
GCAGGGAUGGGCCGCUGCACCGGGAGGAGUCUGCUGGAGCAGGAUGUGAGCUCACAGCCCGGGAUUGCUGUUGGGCAGGCGGCUACAAGCUAGGGGCGGCAAGGAGUCGGUUGCCAUUCAGCUGAGAGGAAGAAGCGCCCCCGGGGACGCACUGAGAGUAUGAGGCUCUGGCCUCCCCAGGACACUCCCUUGUGAACACUUCCACCACGGCGGAGCCUUCCAAGCCUACCUCCUGCCGUGUGGUGAUCUACCUGCAGCGGGAGAUGUCGGGGGACACAUGUCUAUGCCCAGCCUCAGGUGCCAAGCCCAAGCUAAGUGGCUUCAAGGGAGGAGGGCUGGGCAACAAGUACGUGCAGCUCAAUGUAGGCGGCUCCCUGUACUACACCACGGUGCGGGCACUCACCCGGCAUGACACCAUGCUCAAGGCCAUGUUCAGUGGGCGCAUGGAGGUGCUGACCGACAAAGAAGGCUGGAUCCUCAUAGACCGAUGUGGAAAGCACUUUGGCACCAUUUUGAAUUACCUCCGAGAUGACACUAUUACCCUCCCUCAAAACCGGCAAGAAAUCAAAGAAUUGAUGGCUGAAGCAAAAUAUUACCUCAUUCAGGGCCUGGUGAACAUGUGCCAGACUGCCCUGCAGGACAAGAAGGACUCCUACCAGCCUGUGUGCAACAUCCCCAUCAUCACAUCCCUGAGGGAGGAGGACAGGCUCAUCGAAUCCUCCACCAAGCCCGUGGUGAAGCUGCUGUACAAUAGAAGCAACAACAAGUAUUCCUACACCAGCAACUCCGAUGACCACCUGCUGAAAAACAUAGAGCUGUUUGACAAGCUGUCCUUGCGCUUCAAUGGCCGAGUGCUCUUCAUCAAGGAUGUCAUCGGUGACGAGAUCUGCUGCUGGUCCUUCUAUGGCCAGGGUCGUAAGCUGGCAGAGGUGUGCUGCACCUCCAUCGUGUAUGCCACAGAAAAGAAGCAGACCAAGGUGGAAUUUCCAGAGGCCCGAAUCUAUGAGGAGACACUCAAUGUCCUACUCUAUGAGACCCCCCGCGUCCCUGACAACUCCUUGUUGGAGGCCACAAGCCGGAGCCGCAGCCAGGCUUCCCCCAGUGAAGAUGAGGAAGCCUAUGAACUGCGGGAUCGUGUGCGCCGCAUCCAUGUCAAGCGCUAUAGCACCUACGAUGACCGGCAGCUCGGCCACCAAUCUGCCCAUCGUGACUGAUAAGACCUUCAAGGAGAUGGGGCACAGGAGACCCUAUCUCCUGCCCUCUGCAGCCCCACACGGCAACUUCCUGGUUGUCUGCUCCAGCACUCAGAAACAUGACAAGCCCUUCCUGUGAAAUCAAGGGCCUGGGCUGGGAAGGGCCCGUUCCCUGGCCCUGACUGUUGAGCACUACCAGAUCCAUCUCCCUUCCUGUCCAGCAGGGAGCUACUUCUGUUGUGGGGUGAGCUGACCAGCCUCCCUCCUCCUGCUAAGCACAUUCCCCUCUGGGCCCUAUGCUGAGUGCCCUUCCUCAGCGAAGCCCCAUAGGAAUGGCUUCAUUCUGGGGGAAAGGCUGCUUCUGGUGGAGGCCCAGUCUUUAUCACAGGUGGGGCUUCUUUGUCCCUAAGGUGUUGAAGCACAGGUUUGAUGAGCUUGAUUUUUAAAAAAUAAUCUAGGAAAUGAAUAGUUUUAUAUAAUGAGGGACUAGGCAUUUGUUACCCCUGCAGGGUGCCAGAAUCCUGCAUAAGGUAGACCCCUCAGCCCUUCUUGAUGCUUUUGGGAUCUGUCUUUAAUGCACUUUGUACUGUUAUUCAGGAGAUUAGCCUGCCCUGACCCACACCUUUUCCUGACCCUAAUCCCCUUUUCCUGCAGAAUCAUUCUGAGGGAGAGGAUAAAGAGAAAGCAAUAAAAACAAAACUGACCAGUUUUGGCUUUAUCAGCCUGGCCAGGCAGCCCAGGGCACCAAGGAAGACAGGCUAUGUAAGACAAGACCCAUGGUCUCACAGCAUGCUGCCUAAAGAGACAUCUCACCCCCACAUCCUGGGGUCAUGUCACUGACUCCUGGGAUGUAAUAGUGCUAUUCUCUUUGAUUCUUAUCCUUGAGUGCCCUUAGUUCCAAGGCACUUUGACUCCACAUACUGUAAAAGCUAACACUGUCAAUAGUGGCUAGGAGCUACCCUGGGCCCUAAACACAAGCAGCACCUGGAAGGCUAUAAAGCCCAUGAGCAUUGUACAGUGCUGGUCAACAUGCCCAUUAGCUGAGGACAGUGGACUCAGCCCUGCACAUCCAACAGGCCCUGUGGCCCACCCCAAUCUGCAUGCUGUUGGUUUUUGUCCUGGAUGGGAUGGUGGUUCUGCCCAGUGGUGAGUCUCUGAACAUAGAGCUAUAGGAAAAAUCUAAAUCCCUUGAAGGUCUUCAUUCCUUCUUGGCAUGGAAAUGCCAAGUAUCAGCCAGGGUAUGAGUUCUCAUGACUUUGGUUUUCAUCCUGUGUUUGGCUUGUCCCUGGAGAGGCUGCUCAUCUGAAUUUUUUGCUGAGGAAUGCCCUCAGGGAGGGAGGAUUCUACCAGCCUAACAAAGGAGAAGGAGCACAGGCUGUCAGGUUUAUCCCUCUUUGACUACUCUAAGCAGCUGCUCACAGCUGACCCCAUAGAGCUUAUGGGCAAUUGCCAGGCCCAGGGUUGGCCACUCACAAGGACCUGGAAUGACAUGAUGGAACAGGGGAAAUGUGACUUAUUAAGCAGGCAUUUUAUGUUAGUCAGUCUUGAAUGUAAAAUUAGCUGAAGACUCUCAAGUCAGGUACUUGGUGAUCAGCUACUAGGUCUUCCAGCCUUCACUGCAGUUAAGAUGACAACCCAUCUCUUUGGGCAAAUUUAGGCUUCAGGGGCUGAGGAUAUGGCUCAUUGGCAGAGCAUUUGCCUGGCAUGUAUGAGGCCCUAGGUUCGAUCCCCAGCACCAACAAAAGCAAAAAAAAAUCAGGCUUCAGCUUUGUGGCUUUCUUAAGGAGAUGGAAUGCUUCAGCCUAGAGCCACUGGCCUGUUUUCUCAGCUGCACUCUUGAAGCCCUUUAAUACUCAAGAUUCCCAGCUCCCCACUGAGGCAUGAUCACACUUGUCCUUUGAUCUCCACAUUCCCCUUAGCUUCUACUUAGUGUGCUGAUAUUUCAAUCCUGGGCUGUCUCAGUGACCCCUCUUUUUGGUUCUGAGAAAGCAUAUAGUCUAGGGCUGGGCAUUUAUCUUCUGACUGAAAUAUCUUCUCGGUCUUACAGAAAACACUAACAUAAUUUGUUGAAAUGAUCUCUGCUUCUUUAAUCAGACUUUGUGGCUUAAGGGUUUGGGGAAUUUCCCAGCCCCAUUCAGAAAGCAGCUCUUGGCAAUGUUGAAUUUUUCAACUCCAACUAGGUGAGGUGGUUGGGGAGGGGUAAACAAAAAUUGUGGGAUGAAGGUCAAACCUUGUUGGUUUCUGAGAAAACUGGAAACUUACUGUUAACAAUGCAGACCAGUAAUGGGGUUUUGAAUCUGGUAUGUGACCAUAGCCUACCUGAAGGAUGGCACAGAUCCUGGCAUGAGAAAAUUUUUCCUAUAUCACAUAACUGCGAUCCUUUUUUGCUCAGUCUAAGUGAUGGAAAUAAACACUAAUUUCUAAUAAAAUUGUGUUACACUGAA